Aspergillus ochraceoroseus IBT 24754 is the source of this 2403-nucleotide messenger RNA. RefSeq names its product alpha-actinin, sarcomeric (f-actin cross linking protein). The coding region runs from base 321 to 2261 and encodes 646 amino acids. The record is from RefSeq and is a predicted model, not a curated record. NCBI's taxonomy places the organism in Eukaryota, Fungi, Ascomycota, Eurotiomycetes, Eurotiales, Aspergillaceae. Gene Ontology annotation, cellular component: cell projection; cortical actin cytoskeleton; Z disc. Gene Ontology annotation, molecular function: calcium ion binding; actin filament binding. Gene Ontology annotation, biological process: muscle cell development; actin cytoskeleton organization. The transcript has 4 exons.
GUGGGGGUCCAGAGAAGGGGUUGUUGACAUUUAAUCUAGCAUAACUCACCCCUUACAAAGUUAGGAGUCUUUCUUUCAACCCAAGCGGCCGAACUACAUUAACUAAGACUUCUGCUUUUACACUCUUUUAGCCUUGUCUCUUGUGAAGAUCCUACCCUUUUGUCGUCCUCAAAUCCUCUACCGAGUAGAUACCUAUCCAUUAUCGAUAGUGGUUACCUGGUCCCUGCCGACUUGACUCGCAUCCUCGCUCCGAUCGCUGAUUGACAACAAAUCUUCCUCCCCUCCUCUCUGAAUGUUAUCUGUUUUCACCACCCUGCAUCAUGUUGUCGGUUGAGAAGUCGUGGGUUAAUGUACAGCAAAAGACCUUCACAAAAUGGCUCAACGAUAAGCUAAAAGUUCGAGAUAUCUUUGUGAACGACUUGGUGCUUGAGCUUUCCAACGGUGUUAUUCUUAUCCAUCUCCUCGAGAUCUUAGGCGGAGAAUCGUUGGGCAAAUAUGCUGCAAACCCGAAGCUGCGGGUGCAAAAGUUUGAAAAUGUCAAUAAGAGUCUUGACUUUAUUAGGGGGCGGAGAAUUCAGAUGACCAAUAUCGGUGCGGAGGACAUUGUCGACGGCAAUCGGAAAAUCAUUCUCGGUCUGAUCUGGACGCUUAUCUUGCGCUUUACCAUUAGCGAUAUCAAUGCGGAGGGUAUGACGGCGAAGGCAGGGUUGCUGCUAUGGUGUCAGAGGAAAACCGCUUGUUACGAAGGGGUUCAGGUUCGGGACUUUUCGACAAGCUGGAAUGACGGUCUUGCCUUCUGUGCCCUGCUGGAUAUCCACCGCCCCGAUCUGAUCGACUUCGAUGCCUUGGACAAGAAAGAUCAUCGAGGGAACAUGAAGCUUGCGUUCGAGAUCGCCGCCAACGAAAUCGGUAUCCCCGACCUCCUCGAUGUUGAUGAUGUUUGUGACGUCGCGAAACCAGAUGAGCGGUCGCUUAUGACAUACAUUGCCUACUGGUUCCAUGCCUUUUCGCAGCUAGAAAGAGUGGAAAAUGCUGGUCGACGAGUGGAAAAAUUCAUCAACAAUAUGCAUGGCGCAUGGGAAAUGCAGAAUUCUUACGAGCAGAGAAUGAAGGAGCUUUUGCGUCUAAUCAGGGCACAACGUGAUGCAUGGAAGACCUCGUCUUUCGAGGGAACAUACAAGGACGUCAAGGAGCAGGCCUCCCAAUUCGCCUUGUACAAGAGGAAUCAGAAACGCCAAUGGGUAGCGGAGAAGUCGGACCUUGCUGCCCUUUUAGGCAACAUCAAAACGAAACUUAGCACCUAUCGCCUUCGCGCCUACGAUCCACCACCAGAGUUGUCCCCUGAGGCUUGCGAUCAAGAGUGGGAGUGUCUCACUCGUGAUGAGCACGAACGCAGCCAGCUGAUCAACGAAACCAUCCGAGAUAUUAAGAACGCUCUCCGUCGUUCUUUUGCAGACAAGGCAAAUGACUUUGCAUUGACCCUGAAAACGCUCUCUCUAGCGAUCUCUGGUCUUGAUGGUGACGUCGAGGACCAGAUGGCCCAUGUGAAGAGGCUCAACGACAACCUCCCUCCGCUUGAUGCAUUCUUAGAAACGAUAGCGGUGCUGGAUGAGCAAUGUGCGGAAGCAAAUGUUGAAGAAAAUGAUUAUACGACAUAUACUCUGGAUGAAUUGUCCUACGAACUGACCUUGGUUAAAUCAAGUAUAUCCAAGAAACUGGCUUUCCUAGAGAAUCAGCUUGUGGCCCGGAACAUGACGAAUCUUACUCCAAUUCAGCUCGAAGAAUUUGAGUCAGUCUUUCGACACUUUGACCGCGACUCCUCCAACACCCUCCACGAGCUGGAGUUCUCGGCCGCACUGGCGAGUCUUGGUCUUGUGUAUGACGAGGAGGAGAUGCACCAGGUUUAUGUGGAAACGUGUGGGCCUGCUAGAUUGGUGCAGAACGCUGGCGUCAGCUUCGAGCAGUUUAUUCAUUUUAUGGUCAGCGUAACGGAAGACCAGAAUACCGCGGAGCAGGUCUUCCAAAGCUUCCGCGAGGUUGCGGAUGGCAAGCCAUACGUCACAGAAAUUGACCUGCGGCAUUCCCUUAUUCCUGAUGAAAUUAUCGAGCAUUUGGUACAGACGAUGCCCCAACACCAAGGGCCGGAUCUAUUGGAGGAUAGAGAUCUUCCGAAGUAUGACUAUAUCAGCUUCAUGGAGAAAAUGAUGGACAAGCACCCCGACGACAGCCAACACAGAGCGUCUGUAAAUGGCAGGAAUUAAUAAUAAGUUAAAUUUUUUUUUUUUUUCCAAUUGUGGUUGUUUUCAAUUUCCUCUCCGUUUCCCGUUCUUGUUUGAUGUUGCUAUCGGUGUUGGCUGGACCUAAACGGGGGGGUUUUGUCUCUGGGUUAGCGAUUAAUUUCAC